Messenger RNA from Neoarius graeffei (lesser salmon catfish), 3213 nucleotides. RefSeq names its product actin filament associated protein 1 (gene afap1). The record is from RefSeq and is a predicted model, not a curated record. Gene Ontology annotation, molecular function: SH2 domain binding; SH3 domain binding. Gene Ontology annotation, cellular component: cytosol. The coding region runs from base 363 to 2783 and encodes 806 amino acids. The transcript has 18 exons. Lineage: Eukaryota; Metazoa; Chordata; Actinopteri; Siluriformes; Ariidae.
GAGAGAGAGAGAGGUGUCGCUUUUCAUCGAGCGGUGUCUGCACAAUAAAGAAGCCACAGAAAGUGUGCUGAAUUUCAACUCAGAAAGAAAGAAAGAAAGAAAGAAAGAAAGAAAGAAAGACAGGUUUAUUCACAGCUCUUCGGAACUGACAAAGACUCGAGGCACUCGAAGGAAACAAAGAAGGAGAUCGUACAGUACAGUUACAGGGCAGGACGUGGUAGAAGGAGGGGAGAGAAGAAAAAAGAAAAGAGGCGGAGAGAAGAGAGAAGAAAGUGGACGAGCAGAAUCGUAGCCGGUCUCUCUGGGCUGGACCGGAUGAACUCAGGCGCCUGGACGCUCGGUUAGAUGUGAUCACCUUCACCAUGCGGAGUGACCCUGUUUUGUUCGCCUCCAGAGCAAUGGAGGAGCUGGUGGCGGAGCUGCGGGUCUUCUUGGAGCUGCUGGACCGAGAGUAUCUGAGCGCAGCAGUGAGAGAGAAGAAAGUGCAGAUCUCCAACAUUCUACACAGAGUCGUGUCUGCGAAAGAGUCGUCCUGUAAAGCCGAGGUCCACAGCUCACUUCCUGCCCCACCUCAGAUGCCCCUCCCUGAGAUCCCACAUCCAUGGCUGCCUCCUGAUAACGGUCCUCCUCCUUUGCCCAGUUCCUCUCUUCCUGAAGGCUACUACGAGGAAGCCGUGCCUCUGGGUCCUGGGAAAGCUCCGGAAUACAUCACCUCCCAGUAUGACUCGGACGCCAUGAGCAGCUCGUACGAGUCGUACGACGAGGAAGAGGAGGAUGGGAAGGGACAGAAGAUGCGGCACCAGUGGCCCUCGGAGGAGGCGUCAAUGGACUUAGUGAAGGACGCACGAAUCUGCGCUUUCCUCCUGCGCAAGAAACGCUUUGGACAGUGGACCAAACUGCUCUGCGUCAUCAAGGACAAUAAACUCCUCUGCUAUAAAUCCUCUAAAGACCAGACUCCUCAGAUGGAGCUCCUGCUGUCCGGCUGCAGCAUCACUCACAUCCCCAAAGACAGCAAGAAGAAGAAGCACGAGCUGAAGAUCGUCCACCAGGGAGCAGACGCUCUGGUGCUCGCCGUGCACAGCAAAGAGCAGGCCGAGGAGUGGCUCAAGGUGAUGAGAGAGGUGUGUGCUCACGGGAACGGAGCAGUGGACUCUGACGGAGCCGUGUCCGGAUCUUCCGUGAACAAAGCCGAGCUGGAAAAGAAGUUGUCCUGUGACAGACCGAGUUCUGAUGGAGAGCCCAAUCAUGAAAAUGGCAUCUCAGAUGGAAAAGAUUCAGCGAAAGGGAAGAAGAGCUCGAAGACUGAACAGAAAGGCACAGUGGGGAAGGGAGCAGGGAAGAAAAUCACCAAGAUCAUCAGCCUGGGGAAGAAGAAACCGUCCACGGAUGAACAGACGUCAUCGGCCGAGGAGGACGUCCCGACCAGCGGCUAUCUGAACGUGCUGUCCAACAACCGCUGGAGAGAGAGGUGGUGUCGGCUGAAGGAUAACCAGCUGUUGCUACAUAAGGACCGGGAGGAUCUGAAAACGCACAUGGCCUCGCUGCCCCUGCGUGGGUGUGAGGUCAUCCCCGGGCUCGACUCCAAACACCCGUUUGCUUUUAGGCUGCUGAGGAAUGGACAGGAAGUGGCUGUGCUGGAGGCCUCGUCCUCUGAGAGUAUGGGUCGGUGGUUGGGGGUGUUGCUGGCAGAGACGGGCUCUACGACAGACCCUGCCACUCUACACUACGACUACAUCGACGUAGAGACCACCGCCAACGUCAUCCAGCUGGCCAAGCAGUCCUUCUGUUUCACCAGUAAGCGCGCCAUUUCUCCCAACCCGUACCUGGAUAACCCGGUGAACGGGUACGCCCGGCCCUCGGGCGUGGCCCUGCACUAUGAUGAUGUUCCCUGCAUUAACGGAUCGGUAUGGUUUCACACACAUAAGGACCCACAGCCCGGUUCUCUCGAGGCUCACUAUGAGAACACUGAGCUCUAUGAGAACGUGCCUUCCCCCAAACUCGAGACUCGCUCCUCGUCCAAACCCAGCUGGCCACCAGCUUCCUCUGGCCAUUACAAAACGCCCGUCUCUUCUUCCUCAGCUUCCUCUUCCUCCGCUGCUAACACUCCCUCUCAGAUGAAGGGAAAGAAAGCCACGACUGUCAACGGUUUAGCUGCCAAACAGAAACUGGACAAGAACCAACCCAAGAAGACCAACGGAACCAACGGCUCUGUUCCAGUGAAACGCAACGAUUCAAGUGUGGAUCAGUAUAAAUACGGGAAGAACCGAGUGGAAGCGGACGCGAAGAGGCUCCAGGCGAAAGAGGACGAGCUGAUGAAAAGAAAGCAGGAGAUUCGUAACCGUCUCAUACAGCUGAAGAAAGACAGGAGAGACCUGCGCACGGCCAUCGAGAACAGCACCGGUAAGCGCUCUCAGGCCUCGCUGACGGAGCGGCUGAAGAAAGUGGAGGAGGAGUGUAAGCUGAAAGAGGAGGAGCGGGUGAAUUUGGAGCUGGAGCUGACGGAGGUGAAGGAGAGUCUGAAGAAGGCCCUGAGUGGAGGAGUCACCCUCGGACUGACCAUCGAACCCAAGACCAGCAGCUCCAGUCCACAGUCUCCAGUGCUGGUCAGGCGUACGGUGGAUAACUCGCCCAUCUCCAGCUGUGACACCAGCGACACUGAGACCUGCUCACUGCCAGUCAACAGCGCCUCCUUACUGCGACGCCAGGCACUGCAGAAAAACCCUCCAGUACGGGGCCACGUGCUCAGGAAGGCCAAGGAAUGGGAGAUGAAAUCCGGCACCUAAACUCUCACUUUCAGCUUCUUUAUUAUUGUUAUAGUUUUUGUUUUCCUGUUUGUAUUUAUUUAAAUUUGCAUAUAGAAGCGAUCGAAAGCAAAUCGAUUGAAGCAGAGACACAUCACGAUGCAGAAAACAUCUGAGUGUGAGGACAGGACAGGACAGGACAGGACAGGACAGGACAGGUCCCAGGAGCUCACCGUCCUGCAGUGAGUGUGAGUUACACCACUAAAGGGGCGUCAUCGGGCGGAAACGGCUAGUUGUUGUUGUUGUUGCUGUUGUUGUUAGUUUUUUUUCCCGGUUGAUCGUUCUGGGUUCUGCUAGAAACCACCAUCUGAUGUUUUAAAGAAAAAAGAAAAAAAAAACACUUUGAAAGUAUUUAUUUGUAAAUGUUCAAGUGCAGGCCUUUCUCUGUGUGUUUGUGUUUAUACUGUAUUUA